Molecule: messenger RNA, 803 nt
Organism: Lolium perenne
Lineage: Eukaryota; Viridiplantae; Streptophyta; Magnoliopsida; Poales; Poaceae
Source: RefSeq, a predicted model, not a curated record
AGCAAUCUUUAGUACAAUCACCUCUCACACACGGACAAAGGAGAGAAAACCAUCUCGACCACUAUAACCUAGCCAGCUCUAGCUAUGGCUUCCAACGCGAACAUGUUGACCAUGAUCAUGGCGUGCACGCUCCUCCUCGCUGGCAUCACCUGCGACGCCGCUCGCCACCUGGCUGACACGACCCCGGCGGCCGCAGCUCCGGCAGCUAGCGCUGUCCCUGGACUUCCGGCAGUGCCGACUUUGCCAGCCGUGCCCACGGACACGGUCACCCUGCUGCCACCCAUGCCGGCGGUCACCCUUCCCACCGUGCCGCAAGUGGCACUGCCGCCCACGCCGGCCAUCGUCGUGCCUAAGGCGGUGCUGCCGCCCAUGCCCAAGGUCACCAUGGCCCCGAUGCCCGCCAUCGUCGUGCCCAAGGUGACCCUGCCGCCGAUCCCCAACAUUGUCGUGCCCAAGGUGACGCUGCCUCCGAUGCCGUUCGUCCCCAAUGUGAACGUGCCUAUGCCGUUCGCGGCACCUCCUCCGUCAGCGUAGGCGUGCUCACCCGGUGGCGCGGUGGCCUUGAUGCGGGAGUGGCUAGAUCACUCCGUUACCAUGGCGCGUAUUUGCGUGUAGCUCUGCGUUUUACAUGUGAUCGAUGUAUCUGCUGUUCUACCUUUUUUUUUACGUCUCAGUAUGUGUACUGUGUGUUUACUGUUGAGGGCUGUCCAACUGUACUCGCGUUUUACGUUCUCUUUUUUUUUUUGUGUAAGACUAAGUUAAUCUCAUUUUGUGGUUGGUAAACUGUGACUGCUAAACUAUUU